Molecule: messenger RNA, 1302 nt
Organism: Cicer arietinum (chickpea)
Lineage: Eukaryota; Viridiplantae; Streptophyta; Magnoliopsida; Fabales; Fabaceae
Product: protein EMSY-LIKE 3-like
Biological process (GO): defense response to fungus
Cellular component (GO): nucleus
Source: RefSeq, a predicted model, not a curated record
UAGCCGCCGGAGUCUCCUUCGGAGUAUUUAUUUAUUUUUCUAUAAAUUAAUUUUUUUUAGGAAUAAUAAUCGGGACAAAAAGCCCAUUCUACAUUUUUACUAAUAUUUAAAAUUUAAAUAGGAAAACACGUGGAUAUAAUCCCAGAAAAAACAGUUACGAUAGUAACUAACUAUCUAAGUAGGCGUUUGACUCAUUCUUCGUUCUGUUAAACCUAGUGAGUCUUUUAAACCUCUCAUCCUCUAAAAGCAGUUUCAGAAUUCAAAGACCUCACUCAGACUCAGAGUCUUCUUCAUUGCAGCGUCUUUCAAUCUCAUUCCAAUCAUCAUGGACCUUCGACUUUCUCACUCUGAUAAUGAGCAAAUCAGUUCCGAUGACGACGAUUGCGGUGCUUUUGAAUUGGAAGUUCGAAAUCGCAUCCAAGCUUUCAUUCAUACUGCUGAGAAGGAAGCAUACACUUCUGUCUUGCGUGCUUUCGCAUAUCAAUCCCAACGUUUCAAUAAGGGUAAGCAAUUUUUGUUAAAUGCUCUUAUGAAAGAAUUGAUGAUUACAAAUGAUGAAUACAGAGAGAUUAUUAUUGAGGUUAUUAAUGAUACAACGGUUCGCCGUGUAAGCGAGUGGAGAGAUUCUGUCAAUUAUCAACCUCAAGAUUCUGUCAAUUGUCAACGUCAAGAUUCACCCUCUCCGCCACUUUCAGCUUCCCCAGAGAUGCAAAACAACACAUCUGAUCAGUCGGAUGAACCAUUGCCCAGUUUGUCUCCAGUGAAGUCUGUGCAGCCUCCUUCUGUUGAACCUGCUAAAGGGGAAGUGUCUUUAGAUGUAUUGAUUGGGAAGAAAGUUUGUGUUCAAUGUCCUGAACGUGAUUACAAAUUUUAUGAUGCUGACAUUAUUGAUUAUGACCCUGUCAAGGGCCUGCAUAAAGUGGUUUACGAUGCUAAUCAAGCAACCGAGUAUCACGAAUGGAUUGAUCUUAGGAAGGUCUUUCCUGAGGAUAUAGAAUGGGAACAUAUUAAUGAUAUAUGCAUAUCUCAUAGACAAGAGCAAAAUGGGAAAUGAUGAUAGUUCUAUGAAUGGGCAAUAAACGGAUGAAGAAUGAUUGAGUGCACAGAACUACCCGCUUGGGAAUGGAAACCAUCUUUAGUUCUUCGAAUGAGUCCAAUUGUGGAUAAAUACUGAUCUUAGACAAGUUAUGUUAGUUUAGUUUAGUUAGUUUAGUGUGCACUUACUUUGAUCAGUUUUUCUUUAAGCAUUUUGUACACGCUAGAUAACAACUACUCUUAAUAAUUUUUUGCUUCAACCAUUAA